AUGAAAAUAGAUGGAAUCAAUACAAGGAUUAUUUCAUUAGCACCGAGUUGGACUACUGUUCCCGCUGGAACAAUUCUUACAGUGUCGGGAUGGGGUAAAACAACCGAGAACGGUACUGUAUCGUCUAGUUUGAUGGCGGUCCGAGUUCCAGCAGUGUCUAGUGAGGACUGCGGGAAGUCCUACAAUAACAUACAUAUGGAAAUAACGAUUAAUAUGUUUUGCGCUGGAUUUCUGGAGGGCGGCAAGGACUCUUGUCAGGGUGAUUCAGGAAGCGCGGCAGUGUCAGAUGGCAUUCAACGAGGGAUAGUUUCCUUCGGCAAAGGCUGCGCUCGUCCAGGCUAUCCUAGUGUUUACACGAAGACCACGUAUAGGAAGGUUAAUUAUUUGAGGAAAAUUAUAAUUUCAGAUGUGUUAUGCAAGAAACAUGCACAAAGUAAUAAGACAAUAGACGGUAAAAUAGUCGGAGGUUCAGAAGUUAGUAUAAAAGAUUACCCAUAUCAAGCUCAUCUGCUGAUUGAAACGGACAAAGGCUAUUAUGGAUGCGGCGGUUCGAUUAUAAGCAACAAUUAUAUUUUGACUGCAGCACACUGUUUACCCAAUGCCAAAAAAGUUUAUGUCAGAGUAGGAAGUGAUUAUGCGGAUAUAGGUGGCGAAGUAAUACAAUCAACAGAUCUUAAAACGCAUCCCAAAUACAAUUCCAAGACGAGCGACUUUGAUGUUGGACUUAUUCGACUACCGUCUAAUAUAGUUUAUGAUGAUACGAAACGAGCAAUCAAAUUGCCUGCUAAAGGAACUGAUAUUCCCUCGGGAACUCGGCUUAUUGUAUCCGGGUGGGGUGCUACUUCCGAAAAUGGAGAUUCCAGUGACGUUUUAUUGGCAGUGACCGUGCCAACUCUAACAAAUGCUCGCUGUCGCUUAUCAUAUCGAAGUCUUACGGGUAACAUGGUUUGUGCUGGUGUUCCUCAAGGAGGAAAAGAUUCUUGCCAGGGUGACUCUGGAGGACCAGCAGUGGCGAGUAGCACGCAACUAGGGAUAGUAUCAUUUGGAGUGGGCUGUGCUCGCCCCGGCUUCCCCGGGGUCUACGCUAGGGUAGCGAGCCCUGGCAUCCGGGACUGGAUAAAAGACAAUUCCGGCGUUUAA
Messenger RNA from Bicyclus anynana (squinting bush brown), 1140 nucleotides. RefSeq names its product trypsin-1-like. Gene Ontology annotation, biological process: proteolysis. Bases 1 to 1140 code for a protein of 379 amino acids. Gene Ontology annotation, molecular function: serine-type endopeptidase activity. Lineage: Eukaryota; Metazoa; Arthropoda; Insecta; Lepidoptera; Nymphalidae. The record is from RefSeq and is a predicted model, not a curated record. The transcript is spliced from 7 exons.